This is a messenger RNA of Salvia hispanica, 2031 nucleotides long. RefSeq names its product protein SINE1-like. Gene Ontology annotation, molecular function: microtubule binding. The record is from RefSeq and is a predicted model, not a curated record. Gene Ontology annotation, cellular component: microtubule. Lineage: Eukaryota; Viridiplantae; Streptophyta; Magnoliopsida; Lamiales; Lamiaceae.
GACAAGUGCGCACAAAAAGCGGUAUACUAGCUGAGCCGCUGUCUCAAAAAUCUCCCCCCAUUCUAUUGAAAUUGAAUUGAAUCAAUUUCUGCCCGAAUCAUCCAUCUGCAGUCAUAGUAAUAGCUCAAUAUAAGAUUCUUGAAGCUCCAAAAGGAAGAAGUAGUAGCGGCUAGGUCUGGCUCAUUUCAAGUAAUAUGGGAAGAAGUCUAAGUCCAGUACUGCGCCGGGAGUUGGAGAAUCUUGACAAGGACGCUGAUAGCAGAAAAUCGGCUAUGAAAGCAUUGAAAUUGUAUGUGAAAGACUUGGAUUCCAAGGCCAUCCCCAUCUUUCUAGCUCAAGUUUCUGAAACCAAAGAAACUGGCAUGUCAUCAGGGGAGCACACAAUUUCUCUAUACGAGGUUCUUGCUCGAGUCCAUGGACCAAAAAUUGUGCCGCAGAUUGAUAACAUCAUGAACACCAUUGUCAAAACCCUGUCAUUGAGUGCAGGAGCUUUUGCUCUUCAUCAGGCUUGCUCAAAGGUGGUUCCAGCCAUAGCAAGGUAUGCAAUCGAGCCGACAACAGCAGAGGAAAGGAAGAGACAUGUCAUUCAUUCUCUUUGUAAGCCUCUUUCUGAUUGUCUCUUGGGUAGCUUGGAGAAUUUGUCUUCUGGAGCUGCACUUUGUCUUCAAUCACUUAUUGAAUCUGAUAAUUGGCGGUUUGCCUCAAAUGAAAUGAUAAAUGAGGUCUGUCAGAGAGUUGCUGGGGCAUUAGAGAAGCAUUCACAGACCAAUUCACAUAUGGCCUUAGUUACGGCUUUGGCUAAACAUAACAGCCUCGUUGUUGAAGCCUAUGGUAGGCUGUUGAUACAGUCUGGACUGCGAAUUCUUGAAGCCGGUUUUGUGGAAGAAAAUUCUCAGAAACGAAAGUCAGCCAUACAUAUGGUGAGCUCUCUAUUGAGAUAUUUGGAUCCGAAAAGUAUAGCAUCUGAACUGGAGUUGGUAAUCAAGGAAAUGGAGAAUUGCCAGUAUGACAGAAUGCCAUUUGUUAGUGGUGCUGCUUUUGAAGUACUACAAAAUGCAAAGAAAAUAUGCAAUGAGAGAUGCUCAAAAUCAGAGAGGGAAUAUGGUUCAGCUACCGGGUCAAACUUUGGCAGAAGAGAGAACAUGAGAAUGAGGAGAGUUUGUAGUUCUGAAGCCUUAACUGCAUCACCUGAAUCACAAACUGUUGAUUCAUUUGUUGGGUAUGAUUAUUUGAUGGAAUCACCAAACUCAAUAAAUCAUGGCCCUCAAGAUCAGGACUUUAGUUCUAAGGGUGUGAAUCGUAGACUUUGGAGAAGGUGUGAGAAUGGCUUCCUGGAUGUAUCUCUUAAAGAUGGCAUAUUUUCAGAUAUAGCUCGAGAAGAAUCUGAGUAUGAUGAGAUUUCUGGCAACCAUGGAGAGUAUUGUGAAAAUUUUGCAGCUUUUGUUCGAGAAAGUGCAAAAGAGGAAGUUAUUGAAAGCAAUGCCCCUAGUCCCCAGCAGUCGAAGGCUCACAUUAAGGUUGAUGAUGUGAAGAUUUUCAGUACCCCGAGAAGACUCAUUCGCUCGCUUCAGGAUCUUGACAAUUCUGAUGUAGGCUUAUCAGAGAAACAGCCCAGAAGGUUCAGAAGCCCAAUGAGACCAGUUUCAUUGCUUGGACAACUUGGUCUUCCUAACGGCAUGGACUGUGAGAACAAAGAUGAAUUAGCAUCCGGUGAUGAACAAUUUCAUGCAAAUGCAGAAUCAGUUUCCUCCACAGAAGAUGUGUCUAAUCUUGCUGAAAUGAUUCCAGUAGAUAAACCUCAUCACAACUCAGCUAGAAAAGUUAUUUUUGCUCUUUUUGUUGGUUUAUUUGCAGUACUUGUAUUCUUGUUGGUGAUAGGUGAUCAAGAUAAUCAUCAUGUUAUGGUCCCAACCUAGCACUCGAUUUAUGUAUGCCACACUGUGGCAUUGUUUGGCGUUUAGGAAUAUUUGACUAUUUAAAGUUGUUGGACAAAUAUUUGUUGUUAAAACAGGUUUCGUUUACAUUUGUUUA